AUGUCGAACUUUCAAAAUAGUUUUUCUGACAAUAAUACACCCGAUCAAUUAAUUCAAAUAUCAACAUCUAAUGAUAAUUCAUGUCCACAAGCAUUACUUCUUGAUCAAUUAUAUAUGUAUGAUUUACCAACAGGAUGGAAUGCUAUGCUUGUUGGAUUAUUAGCUUCUAUAUUAACAAUUAUAUUUCUGUUAACAUGUCUUUAUUAUUUGAUUUGUCGUCGUGAAUAUUCUAAUGAAUUAUCGGAUAGUCAAAUACCAGUUGAACAAAAUGGAACAACAUCAAUACCGAUAACAAGUUUAUCACAAACGGCAAUGACAACAUUUAUUAAUGAACCAGGUAAAGAAAUAAAAAUUAUGACAUAUACUGAACAAACAUCAACAACAACUACUGAUUUUGUUGGUAUUGGACAUUCAAGUUCACCAAAUAGAAAUGCACUUUUAACGAAUGUUAAUGUUGAUCCAAGUGAACUUCGUUUACUUCAACAUGAACAUAAUUAA
Molecule: messenger RNA, 498 nt
Organism: Rotaria sp. Silwood1
Lineage: Eukaryota; Metazoa; Rotifera; Eurotatoria; Philodinida; Philodinidae
Source: the annotation of a GenBank genome assembly